Messenger RNA from Adineta steineri, 2364 nucleotides. The record is from the annotation of a GenBank genome assembly. NCBI's taxonomy places the organism in Eukaryota, Metazoa, Rotifera, Eurotatoria, Adinetida, Adinetidae.
AUGACUACUCGUUUACUACCGAAUAAAAAGUCUCAUCCAAAUUAUCACGUAGAAUCUCUUGAAUUAUUUCAUCUGAUCUGGUUUGAUGAUGGUAACUCAGACAAUAAUAAAAAUGUGGAAGAUAUAUUACGUAGUACUAUCACCCAAUUCACUAGGUUUCAUGAUAUGAUAUUAGGUCGACAAUAUAUUGAAAACAUAUCAGCAGAUUAUAGACUAGUACUCCUGAUUAGUAACCAUCUAAGUAACGAAAUAAUACCGGUGAUUCACAAGCUUCAACAAGUUCCAUUGAUCUACAUUUACAGUGUAAAUGGCAAAGUCAAUGAACAGUGGGUUAAGCAAUUUAGCAAAGUCAAGAUAAUGGUUACUACACUUCAGUACUUCGUUUCUACAAUUCGUCUCAACUUUAGAAUUCAUAAACAAGAAGAAAAAUCAUCAUCAUCGAACAAUAUGUUUACUGCAAGUGCAGGUAACUCAACUCUAGAAGUAGGAGGCGAGUUUGUUUUUCUUCAAACCCUCAUCGAUUGUCUUCUACGAAUGAAGCCCAAUAAACAAGAUAUAAAUGAGUUAAUAUGUGACUUAGAAAAAAAGUACGAAAAUAAUACCACGAUGCUCAACUGUCUUCACAAUUUUCAUGAUACUUAUUCGCGUGAUAAAACAAUUUAUUGGUACAGUAAAGAGUCAUUUUUCUAUGAGACUAUAAAUACUGCAUUACGCCAACAAGAUAUCCAUACGAUGUUUCUUUGGCGUUCAUUUCUUUUCGAUAUGUACCAUCAAUUACGUGAACUCCAAUCGGAGCAAAAUAUAAAAGUCUAUCGAGGUCAAAAUAUUUCCAAGAGAGAGUUAGAAACCCUAAAAAAAAGAAUUGGUAAACUUAUUUCUGUAAACUCGUUUUUGUCAACAAGUAAUGAUCGUACAAUGGCUGCUUUUUUUGCUGAUUCUGGAGCAAAAUCUGAUGAUUUGGUACCUGUGCUAUUUGAAAUUGAGGCUGAUCCUCUCAUGGUAGAUACGAAACCAUUUGCUGACAUUAGUAAGUAUAGUAACUAUCCAGGUGAACAGGAAAUAUUAUUUAUGUUUGGUUCCAUUUUUCGUGUGGUCAAAAUACAUCAGGAGAUCGAACCUGUAUGGAUCAUAGAAAUGAAAUUAUGCGAUGAUGAUGACGAAGAUGUGCAAGAAGUACUUGAAUAUAUGCAAAAGCAGAAUGGAAAAGGUGAAACAAAUCUGCAAACCUUGGCUAAAUUAAUGUGGCAGAUGGGACAUCACGAUCUAGCUAAGAAAUACUAUGUUUAUUUUCUUAAGGACCUUCAGUCCGAUGAUGCACUACAGCUAAGCGUUUAUGAAGAUAUUGCUGCAAUUGAAAGUCAAAAAGGUGAUUAUAAUGGUAGCAUGAAAUGGAAACAAAAGGCACUUGAGUUUGAACGAUUAAAUACAGCAUUGCAUAGUAACAACUCAAGAGUUCCAACGAUUCAUUCAAGCGCUAGAUGGGCUAGAAAAGCAAUUACCGUUGCUGGUGGCCACGGUUUGGGUAAAGAAUUGAAUCAACUAUAUCUUCCAGAAGGACUUGUUGUUGAUGAUGAUAGAACGGUGUACAUUGCUGAUUGGUGGAAUAAUCGCGUUAUGGCAUGGAAACAGAAUGAAAUAGAAGGUCGUAUAGUAGUUGGUGAAAAUAGAGAUGAAUUGGAAGAAUUAUUUCGACCAAGCGAUUUGAUUAUUGAUAAAGAACAGAAUUGUUUUAUUAUUAGUGAUAAUGGAAAACGACGAGUAGUCCGAUUUUUUCGUGAAAAUACUAUCACCUCUGUAGAAACAAUAUUAGACAAUAUUCUUUGUUGGGGACUAACAAUAGAUGAUGAAGGAUCUCUCUACGUUACUGAUAUUGAGAAACAUGCAAUACGACGUUAUAGAAGAGAAGAAAAUAUGACAACAGGAACGAUUGUAGCAGGUGGAAAUAAACGAGGUAAACUUAACAAUCAAUUUAGCACUCCUCUCUAUGUUUUCGUCGAUUCUGAGCAUGCAAUCUACGUAUCGGAUCAUGAAAAUCAUCGUGUAAUGAAAUGGGCGGAAGGUGCUACAGAAGGAAUUCGUGUGGCAGGGGGCCAAAGUGCUGGACAGGAUUUAGCACAUCUAUGGUAUCCUAAUGGGAUAAUUGUCGAUAAAGAAGGCACUAUCUAUAUUGCAGAUUCUCAAAAUCACCGCGUGAUGCGAUGGCGUCAAGGAGAACCUCAAGGCGAGCUUGUUGCCGGGGGACAUGGACAAGGUGAAAACGAUGAGCAACUGAACGAACCAAAGAGUUUAUCUUUUGAUAAUAAUGGUAAUAUGUAUGUCACUGAUAAAAACAACCAUCGUGUUCAACUGUUCAGUAUUCAUUGA